Molecule: messenger RNA, 462 nt
Organism: Cutaneotrichosporon cavernicola
Lineage: Eukaryota; Fungi; Basidiomycota; Tremellomycetes; Trichosporonales; Trichosporonaceae
Gene: APC11
Exons: 3
Coding region: 1-462 (153 amino acids)
Biological process (GO): protein ubiquitination; positive regulation of mitotic metaphase/anaphase transition; anaphase-promoting complex-dependent catabolic process
Cellular component (GO): nucleus; anaphase-promoting complex
Molecular function (GO): cullin family protein binding; ubiquitin protein ligase activity; zinc ion binding
Source: RefSeq, a predicted model, not a curated record
AUGAAAGUCACGAUCAACGCCCUCCGCCCCAUAGCGGUCUGGAAGUGGGAUACGUCCACCGAGCCCCACAAGCUCUACCACUACAGCACGGGUGGGAUCAUGGACGAUGAUGACGAGGAUGAGGAGUGCGGCAUCUGCCGUCUUGCGUUCGAGUCUUGUUGCCCAUCGUGCAAGAUGCCGGGUGAUGACUGUCCGCUAAUCUGGGGCACCUGUACGCAUGUCUUUCACAUGCACUGCCUGCUAAAGUGGCUCGACACGGAUCAGAGCAGAGAGCAAUGUCCGCUCGACCGGCGCACUUGGGAAACGGCCGAUCGCAAACCGGACAGAUUACCCACAACCGUGGACGGUGCGCCGGUCGCGACGAUGGCGCCCGGCCUGAUCCACGGCGACGAGGACGAGGAGAUGGGCGACGAGUCUGACGACGGCGUCAUAAUGGCUGCGACGGGCGGGACGCACGGAUGA